This is a messenger RNA of Myotis brandtii (Brandt's bat), 3104 nucleotides long. RefSeq names its product thrombomodulin (gene THBD). The record is from RefSeq and is a predicted model, not a curated record. Lineage: Eukaryota; Metazoa; Chordata; Mammalia; Chiroptera; Vespertilionidae. Gene Ontology annotation, molecular function: calcium ion binding; transmembrane signaling receptor activity. Gene Ontology annotation, cellular component: membrane.
GCUCUCCCCGAGCCCCAGCCCCAAGGAAGCCAGUGCAUCGAACAAGACUGUUUUGCGCUCUUCCGGGGCCCUGCCACCUUCCUCGCCGCCAGCCAGGUCUGCGAGCGCCUGCGGGGCCACCUGAUGACCGUGCGCUCCUCGGUGGCCGCUGAUGUCAUCUCCCUUCUAUUGAGCGGCGGCGGCGGGGGCGAGAGCCCGCGCCUCUGGAUUGGCCUGAAGCACCCGCCAGGCUGCAGCGAUCCGGGUCACCGGGGCCCCGCAUCAGGUGAGCCGUCGUGGGAGGAGCAGCAGUGCGCCACCGAGGCCGAUGGCUUCCUCUGCGAGUUCCACUUCCCAGCCUACUGCAAGCCUCUCGCGGUGCGGUCCGGUGCCCCGGCGACCGCCAGCAUCUCAGUCAACUACAGCACCCCGUGCGACAAACGCUGCCAGCACUUAUGCCACCGCAACCCCGACGUGCCCCGCGGCUACUCGUGCAUGUGCGAUGUGGGUUACCAGCUGGCUGCGGACCAGCACGGGUGCGAGGACGUGGACGACUGCAUGCAGGUGCCCAGCCCAUGCCCUCAGCUCUGUGUCAACACGCAGGGCAGCUUCGAGUGCCGCUGCCAUCCUGGCUACGAGCUGGUGAACGGCGAGUGCGUCGAGUCUGAGGACCUGUGCCUGGGAAAUAACUGUGAGUACCAGUGCCAGCCCCUGAAGGAGACGGACUCCCCGCCGUACCGCUGCAUCUGCGCGGAGGGCUUCGUGCCCGUGCCCCACGCCCAGCACGAGUGCCAGAUGUUCUGCAACCAGACUGAAUGCCCAGCCGACUGCGAUCCCAACUACCCGGACACCUGCCGGUGCCCCGAGGGUUACAUUCUGGACGAGGGCUCAGUGUGCACCGACAUCGACGAGUGCGCCAAUGGCAAUUGCAUCAACGCCCUUUCCUGCAAAAACCUCCCUGGCACCUAUGAGUGCAUCUGCGGGCCCGGCAUGGUCAAGACUGGCAACGACUGUGACCCCAUCCCCGUGAUUGGAGGCGGCGGCGACGACGGGGGCUCUGGGGAGCCUCCGGUCAGCCCGACACCUGGCGUCACCUCCAGCCCCAGGCCUGCAGGCUCCGUGCACUCUGGCGUACUCAUUGGCAUCUCCAUCGCGAGCUUGUGUCUGGUGGUGGCGCUUUUGGCGCUCCUCUGCCACCUGCGCAAGAAGCAAGGCGCCAUGCAGGCUGAGCUGGAGUACAAGUGCGGGGUCCCCUCCAAGGAGGUGGUGCUGCAGCACGUGCGGACAGAGCAGAUGCCUCAGAAACUCUGAGGGGUCUCCCUCCCUGGCCCCAGGUGUGGGCUUGGCCCUAACCUGGCCUCUUCCCCCGGCCUUACUCCCGGGCUGUCUCCAAAGCACCUUAGCUGGCAUCAGAACUGGAGGAGACCCCCAUCCCUUCUUUUGCUGACGCCAGGAAUGGCUGGGGAGGAGGGACUGGAAGGAGGAUGCACCCCCGUUACUUCCAUGAUGUCACCAGACUACUUACUGGGCAGAGACGGCAAUUUUAAAAUGAAUAUGGAGAUUGCAAAGUUCCCCGUGCCCUGCCUUCUGUAAGGCAGGAGGGGUAAGCACUAUUGGGCAGACUGUGAUCCGAUGGACUAGUGAGUGCGAUUGUGUCAUGUUGAUGACUAAGAUAUUUAUUUUUUUAAGUAUUUAGGACUUUUUGUUCUAUUUUCCCUACCUGUAUGUCUUCAUCCCCACAUUGCGUCCCUCCCUACCUUCCUGCUCUCUUUCUCACCUCCCCUAUCUAUGUAUUUAUAUACUCCCACUUGUCAAGUGGUAGUUAAACUAUGUUGGUGAAUUGUUUUUUUCCCCCAGCCUCUCACAUUUAUGAAGCCAAGCCACAUUUCCCCCUCUCAUUCCUCCCAAUUUUCCCUUCCCAGGAACUGGGCCAACCCCUCUGAGUCACCUUACCUGCAUCUGACUCUACUUCUACUUUUAGCUGUCUGCCUAGGGCCUAGGGGGCAGAGCUCUUAGGUGAAACAGAGCAAAAACACUAAAAAUAAGAAUGGCUGGGCAUUUGUUCUUUCACCAGAUUUGCGAAUUUAUCCUGAAGUUUCAUGCUUCCAGGGCCAAUAUCAUUUUAACAAAGGUUAAGAUAUGAGAGGCAUUUGUUAAAUUAAUGUUGCUGGACUGUCUGAGAAAGUCAACCCAAGGAGUUUUUAUUUUUAUUUUUUAAACAGUGAGCCUGGGUUUUAUUAUUGGUGUUGUUUUGAUUUGGACUGAAAGGUAGUCAUUGUUGUUAAGCUUUUAUGCAGUUUCCUUUUUCAUUUUUAUUAUUGUUGUUGUUAUUGUUAUUUUUAACAGUGUUGGAAUGUUCACAUGAUUGCUCUAGAUUGAAAGCAAAAGGAAUCAUCUCCCAGGAGAUAGUUUAAGAAAGUUAUGAGUUGCCUGAUUCAUGCCAAUCACCAUUUCGACUCACUGUUUUUGUCAUUUGCAGGCUAAAAUAAAACCAGCUUUACUGUUUUGGGGGCAUUUGGGAGUUUGGGGAUGGUACCUGGCGGAUGCCCAGGCCAGGCCCUCACCUUGAUCAGGCCCUUGAGAAUGUCUCCCACUUCAGAGGGGCCUUCUCACCUCAUUCACUUGGAACUUGCUCCCCACAAGUAAUGGGGGUUGCCUUUGCCCUCCCCCAGCAGCUGGUUAGAAAUGCAGAAACUUGGGCUCCAUGCCACCGACUCCAUGAGAAUCUGUAUUUUAGCAAGAUCUGCAGGGGGUUAUCUGCCAGUAUGGUUUGAGGAGAAUGGUUUCAGACAGCUUCCAACUUUUGGAAUUGAGUAUACGGGCAUCAGUAAUGAGUAGCAGGCCGAGUCAGGGCCUUUAUUUUCAAGAAACUGAGGAAUCUUAAUUUCCGGUGGAAAAAACUAGGUACACCCCUUAAGACAUCAUUAAACAGGGUUUUUGGUUCAACUAAGCUAGGAAUGAAAUUAUGAAUGGGAAAAAUGUGUAUCUUUUGUGACAAAGAUUUUUUUCUACUAUUUUGUAAACUCAGCAUAUUUGUACAUAUUUAUUUAUUGGAGAUAAACUAGAACACGGGCAAAACCCUUGCUUAUGACAUCACUUAUAGAAAAUAAACAAAUAACAGUGUG